Messenger RNA from Achroia grisella, 1231 nucleotides. RefSeq lists its product as uncharacterized. Bases 266 to 1054 code for a protein of 262 amino acids. The record is from RefSeq and is a predicted model, not a curated record. Lineage: Eukaryota; Metazoa; Arthropoda; Insecta; Lepidoptera; Pyralidae. The transcript has 2 exons.
UUUCUACAUAAAUAUUUUGGCAAAUCAGCAUUUUAUUUAUACCAUUACGAUUAAUUAUUUGUGAGACGUAUUUAUGUCAAAAACCAGACCUUAACUUUCCAAAAAAGGGCGAAGUAUUUAAGGAGUACAGUUCAGUUACUUGGUGUUUUGGAUAAACAUUUGGACUGCAGUGUGGGCCUCUGUUACAUGGUCACAAAAAGAAAAUCAAUGCUAUAGAAGAAGUAUUAGAUACUCAUUGAAUGUUUUAUUUCACAUUGAAUGCAAAAUGACGGAAUCAAACUCCUUUUCAUCUUUACAAGCUUUGGUGGAUAGUCACCUGUCCAAGACUGCAUCGCAAAGCGGUCUAUCUGGGAAUACCAAUGAAGCAACGAAUGGGCUAGCCAUGCCAAGUAGGAACCCUCAGACUAGUGCAUUGUCUGAUACACUACUUUCUUUACCUGCAUUACCUGGUAGAUUGCCAUUACCUACCCUUAGCUUAAGUGAAAGCCCUAUUACUCAAGUAUUAAAAGAACAAGUAUGUAAUAUGUAUAAGGCGAAAGAGUUAAGACGACAACAGGAAGAAGAUUCAAAAUUAGCUGAGAAAAUGGAACAUUUGGAACUACAAAACAAUAAGGAUCAUAUUAUUGACUUGAGAAGUGCUUUAAAUAAUAACACCAGUGUCAUACAUAGUACAGAUACUCCACAUCGUACAGAGGAAGCUAUAAGUAACAGCAGUUCUUUUGAAUCCCUUUUUUACCCAAAAUUUAGUAAUAGUGAUGAUGACGAUGCUGAAGCUAAUUAUGAGAUUACAAAAGUUAAUAAGACUCCUGAACAUAUUUUACCCUGUACAACUGACAUGUCAUAUAUACUAAAACAGAAAAUAAAGACAGGAAAAUGUUCCACUUUUGGCAAAGUGGUAUCAGCUAGGUUAAAACCAGUUGGUGCACCUUACCUGAGAGAAAGGGUCGAGACAAAUAUUGUUAGAUUUGAUUUCAAAACAAAGUCACCAUGUGAUUGUAUUAAAGAGAAACUCAAAAAGCCAGGCGUAUUUUUUGACAUGUCUCGAAAUGAUUGAUAUGUUUGGUAAUUAUCAAUUGUUAAUAUUAAUAAUUAUUUAUUUGUUAAAGACUUUUUUUUAAGUAACAUACAACAAGCAUGUUAGGUUACAUGUUUGUUGUCCCUAAUUGUAACUAUUUAUACUGUAAUUUUAAAUGUUAGGAUAUGAUAAUAAUUGCUACAGCUUUCAGCUGUA